Messenger RNA from Lynx canadensis (Canada lynx), 2861 nucleotides. RefSeq names its product coiled-coil domain containing 114 (gene ODAD1). Gene Ontology annotation, biological process: cilium movement; outer dynein arm assembly. The coding region runs from base 96 to 2168 and encodes 690 amino acids. The record is from RefSeq and is a predicted model, not a curated record. NCBI's taxonomy places the organism in Eukaryota, Metazoa, Chordata, Mammalia, Carnivora, Felidae. Gene Ontology annotation, cellular component: axoneme. The transcript is spliced from 15 exons.
AUCUCCCCAGUAACCAAGCCACAACAGUGAGCUUGGAGAACCAAGGACAGGUCAGGCACUCCAGCAGGAGCCCCCGCCCCCCACCUUUGGCCAAGAUGCCUUUGGGACUCUCUGCAGGGAGCACCCGCUCCGAGGAUGGAACCGAGGCCUUCCUGGAAGGAAUGGCGGAUUGGGAGCUGAGCCGACUGCGACGGCAGUGCAAAGUGAUGGAGGGAGAGAGGCGGGCUUACAGCAAGGAAGUCCACCAGCGCAUCAGCAAGCAACUUGAGGAGAUCCAGCGCCUGGAGGGGGUGCGGGAUAAACUUCAGGUGCAGAUCCGCGUGGCCCAGAGCCAGGUCAAGCGGCUGCGGGACAGCGAGAGGCUGGAGAACACGGGUCAUCUGCUGAAGUGUCGGGUCCGGGUGCAGGCCGAGGUCAAGGAGCUACAGGAGCAGACCAGAGCCCUGGACAAGCAGAUCCAGGAGUGGGAGACCCGGAUCUUUAACCACAGUAAGGAUAUCAAGGCCCCGGGACUCGUUCUGGAUCAGAAGGUCAAGAUCCGGCGAAGGAUCAAGAUCCUAGAAGACCAGUUGGACAGGGUCACCUGUCGCUUUGACAUCCAGCUGGUGCGGAAUGCGGCCCUGCGGGAAGAGUUGGAUCUCCUGCGCAUUGAGAGGAACCGCUCUCUGAACAUAGAUCAUAAGCUGCAGAAGGAAAUCAGCGCCCUGCGACGCACGGUCAGCGCCCUAAUGGUCUCUUCUGCGGCCGCCUACACCGUCAGGGAGGAGGCAAAGACCAAGCUGGGCCUGCUGCGGGAGAGGGCGGAUAAGGAGGUGGCCCAGAACGAGACGGAGCUGCAGACCCUGCAUCGGCACAUAGCGCACCUCGACCAGUUCCACCGCUUCCUCAAGCUCAAGAACGACGAGCGGCAGCUGGACCCCGCCGUCGUGGAGAAGCGCGAGAAGCGGGCCCGGGAGGUGGCCGAAGGCCUCCGGAAGACGUCCCAGGAGAAGCUGGUGCUGCACUGCGAAGAUGCCAUGAACAAACUGUCCCAGCUGACUGGGGAGAGCGACCCGGACGUGCUGGUGGAGAGGUACCUGGAGAGGGAGGGGCGCAACUUCGCGGAGUUCACCUUCAUCAACGAGCAGAACUCGGAACUGGAGCGCCUGCAGGAGGAGAUCAAGGAGUUGCAGGAGACCUUGGCGAGCACCCGCCGGAGCGAGGAUAACCUUCGCGAGCAAAGAGAGCAGCAGCGAAGGGCCCUGCAGCAGCGAACCGACGAGGUGCGCGCGGAGGCCGACCAGGUGGAGGCCCGCUUCCAGGACCUUCGGGGGCAGCUGGAGAAGCUCAAGGCCGACAUCCAGCAGCUCUUCACCAGGGCCCAGUGUGACAACACCAUCAUCAAGGACCUCCUGGGGGUCAAGACCCACAUGAGAGACCGGGACAUCAGCCUCUUCCUGGGCCUCAUCGAGAAGCGGCUGGUUGAUCUCUUGACGGUGCAGGCCUACGUAGACGUCCGGGUGGAGACCCCCACCCCCUCCAGCUUGGCUAACGCUGCCCUCCUGGUUCUGGGCCAGAGCCCCGAGGAUCUUCCAAAGAAGCUGGCCCCGCCGCAGCUCCCUGACAAUCCGGACGACCUCCCAGGCUUCGAGGCCAAAGACGACUAUCCGAUGAGCAAGGAAGAGCUGCGCGGCCAAGUGACGCAGUUGCUCGAGGCGCAGGAGCAGCAAGAGAAGGAAUUAGCCGAGGCCUUGAGGAAGGUCAACAGCAACCUGAGCGUCUCCAGCCUCCCCAGCGUCCAGAGGGUCGGCUCGGGCUCACCCCCGACGACCGCCAAGAGCCCCAGCGGGGUCCCCGGGUCCAUCCUGAGCCAGGGGGCUAGUGGCGUCCUGGCAUCCAGUGGAGACCGCACCACGAGCACCAACGUCGGCCGCGUCGCCUUGGGAGAACCCGGCUCCAGCACGGGCCGUGUGACCUUCGGUUCCGCCAGCGCCGUGGGGGCGCCCGUGUCCAGCCGGGGCUCGACUGGGGGCCGCGUGACCUUCAGACCCCCCAGCUCUAGUGGCUACCUGGGCUCCACCGGAUACUUGAGGUCCAGCGGAGGCCAGGACAGCCCCGCGGGUGCGGAGAGCAGGGGCACCGGGUCAGAGUCAAGCGCAGGCCCCGGGACCAGCACCAGCAAAGACUAGCGGCCCGCCCCCCGCCCCCCUCCUUGCCCUUGGCUCCCUGCAGGCCCCGCUCUGCCUUGAGAUUUCCCCGCGACCCUCCUGGUUCCAGGCCCUCUGUGAGUCUUUGCUCCGCAUCUGUCUGCCCCUGCCCUUCCCGUUGUCCCUGUGUCCAUCUGCUGGCUGUCGUCUGCUCAGCGAUGUCUCCUGGUCCCUUUCUCUCUUUCCAAACCCCACCCCCCCCCAUUUUCCUUCCUGUCUCCCCAUUUCCUGUCGUCUUGGCUUCCCAUUCAGUGUGUGUUUCUGUCUCCUGUUCACAUCUCUGCCCCCAUCACUGCUGGUCCCCCGCCUCCCCCGUCCUGUGUCUGCUUCCCCACUUCUAAUUCCCUCUCCUGUCUCUACCUGCCGGGCUCUCCUUGUGCCUCAUGACCCCGUCUCUGCAGCUCCUCGUUCCUCACCCUCCCCCCGGAGCCCCCAGGACUGCCCCCCACCCCCCCAGGACUGGGCAGCAGGGGAAGACUUGGAGGAAAGAUGUCAGGGUCAGCAUGAGCUGCGACCCUAGAAAAUAAAGGUCAGAGCCUGACUGCUACCCCAGCCCAGUUACAGGUGUAUAUGUGGGCGACCAGGCUGGACACAUGGCAGUUCCCUUUACCUCUGGCCCAGGGGGAAAUGUAUGACCUUUGUCCCUACUCCCUGCAAUUCAUUCAUUCAUUCAUU